Molecule: messenger RNA, 2046 nt
Organism: Mya arenaria
Lineage: Eukaryota; Metazoa; Mollusca; Bivalvia; Myida; Myidae
Product: growth arrest and DNA damage-inducible protein GADD45 alpha-like
Exons: 4
Coding region: 131-607 (158 amino acids)
Biological process (GO): regulation of cell cycle
Cellular component (GO): nucleus; cytoplasm
Source: RefSeq, a predicted model, not a curated record
ACCGAUAGAAACCAUGUGAGUGUGCUUUAAUCUGACAUUCCAAAGUCUUAUUGCAAAAAGUUAGGACGUAUAGUUACCAACAGUUUAUUUUUGUGAUUAAAGCAGUGUUUUAACAAAUUUUGGACUAAAAAUGACGCUACCAGAUCACGAAGAAAUCAGCAUGCCUGAGAAAAAAAUUGAGAAGUCUGCAGGCCAAUGCCUGUGUAAGGUCCUAGUGAGAGCGAGGGACGACGGAAGGCUUGUUUGUGGUGUGUUCGAUAGUGCCAGCCGUCUCACCACGCGACCGGAAGAGGUUAUGGUGUGCGUGCUACCGGAAACGGCGCCUGCGGACAUCACAACGUCCAUGCAACACAAGCUCAUUGAGGCGUACUGCCUUGAAAACGACAUACAAGUCAUCAAGAUCAAAAACAGCGAGAAGAUGGGAAUCCUGUUGAACAAGGAUGCCCAGUUAAAGAGCGAGAUGGACAACCCUGUGACCACGCCCACUCUUGACACUUCCUGUGUGUUGGUCGAGUGGCCGCCCAAGCCUCACAUCAAUAAGCACGAGCAUCGAUUGCUGGAUUUCAUCUGGUCUAAACAAGUCACGCAGUUAGACCUGCCUAUUUGAAGAGAGUUUACAGAAGGUCAUUCACCAUUAGUAGGAAAAUACCAAUAAAAAGGUUAAAAUCCGAAACAUGAAGAAAAAAAGAGGUUCAGAACCCGUUGAGUGUAUAUAACCCUGCAGCCAAUGCCGCGAAACUCGGUCAUCCGUAUCAAAUGGACGACCGGCGAAACUCAGUCAUCCGUAUCAUUUGGACGACCACCAAAAAAAAUGCACGUGGAACGGAAAAAGGACCAUCAAGAAUGGAAUAUGGAACAUUUGUUUGGAAAGAAGAAACUGGUGUUAUGGAUUAUCAUGACACUAGAAUCAUAAUCUAGGACGAAGCUAUCCCCUUUGGGAACACACAUUGUGUAACUAAAACUGUGUUACGUUCCUUGAUUGUGCCUAUAAAUAACUUUGUCCAAUGACGAUAUGGAGCAUUCUAGAAGAACUAAUCAGAUUGAUCGAUUACAAUGUUCUUUGCUUAAAGCAUAAUUAUGAUAUUGUUUAUCCGCAUCAGUUUAAAUAAAAGCUGUUGCAUAAACGUGGGGUGUUUCAGGAAGUUCCUUAUUUCGAUGAACUGAUUAUGAUGCUAUUGGAUGUAUAACUUGCUCUAAACCUUUACUUUAAUUGAGACUUUGCAGCUGCUCUGUUUAGUGCACUGUUGUUUUAAUUGUUGAGGGUCAUUAAAGGGGAUCAUACAUUAGGGGUCAUUGGUCAUUGUACAUUGUCAUUUUGUAUAAAAUUGACAUUUUGUUCAUAGAGGACAUUGUAAAGAGGAGGGAGGAGAGAAAAAAUAGUAUAACCAGCAUAUAACCUUCCCUGCGUUCACUAAGGGUGUUUGUAGCUAAUACGUUUGUGAAUUGGUUCCCUGCUCGCAGUAAAUGGCUGUGAUGCAGCAGGGAUACACAAUAUUAAGUGUGAGCUAACGUAAGCUACUGUUAGCCAUAACUGAAUCCCAGGGCUGGGGUCAUAUGCAAGAAGUAUUUUAAGUUGUUCAUGUAUAUGUUAACGCCAAUUUGGUUAUUAUUUUUGAAUGUAUAUGAGAUGUACUUUUAUCAGUUAUUAAGAUGUACUUAUAUCAGUUAUAAAACACUGCUUUUUCUUGGCUGUUGUUUGUGUAUUAUAAUUCAUUAUUUAGGUGUGUUUAACGACAUUGUUUAAAUCCUGUUAUAGGCAAAAAACUCUCUUGUUUACAAAUCAUUAUGCGAACUAUAUCCAAGAAAACAACAUGGUUUAAGUUUCUGGUAUUUUCCAGAUGUGGUUUGAAAAAAACAGUUAUAUUUUUAAAAUGAAGUAUGAAUCAGUUGUCUUUAUAAUGAAUUCAAAUUAGCAUUGUGAUUUAUUAUUCUAUUUUUCAGUUAUGAAGAUAAACACUUGCUGUUAAUUAUUUUUAAGGUUAUGGUUAUAUCAAAUGGGCGUAUAAUGUGAAAAUUUGGUGUUUGUAAAUAAAUAUAUAUGAAAAA